ACCAAAAGGUUUCUGAUUUUCUGGCAAAAAAAUAUUCGCUAUAGACAAAAUCUUGCCUCAGCGACCUACUAAGGCAAGGAAACCUAGAAAAGAGCAACAAAGCCCAAGAUCUCCGGCGAAUACAAAUACAGCGUGCAGUCCAGAGAACCCAACGCCUUCGCCGCCCGAUAUGGCGUCCACUUCUCUGGCCGACCUCAUCGCGGCCCUGCCCGAAGGCGACGGAUGGGGUCCCCCCCCAGUAACCGAUACGACUCUAAACGGCGUCCCGUACGCGCCCUUCUCGAAAGGCGACAAGCUGGGCCGUAUGGCAGAUUGGACCGCCGACGGGAAAGAUGGCAGAGACGGCCGCGGUGGUCGCCAGCAGUACAACCGCAACUAUAGAGAUCAGCAGAUUUACGGCGCCGGUAGCGCUCAGCUCUUUGCCGCCCCUGUUGCCGAAGACGAGAAUACGUUCUCCGUCGUCAGCCGAGAGACCACCAAGACACGAUAUGGCCGAGGGGCCGUCUUCACUCGUGGUCGCGGACAGCGGGGCUCCCGUGGCGACGCGAGAGGCGGCCGGUCCCAACCCCAGCGCUCUGGCCGUGGUGGCCAGUCGGGUUACGGGUAUGACAACCGCGGCGGGCGUUCGAACGCGCCUCGUGGCCGCCGCUUUGGGUGGAAGGACUACGAUAAGCCGGCCAGAAACCGCGAUGCGUCGAUCAACAUCAAAUCCGACUGGCAACUAUUGGAAGAAAUCGAUUUCAACAGGCUGUCCAAGUUGAACCUCGAUGCCGACGACGGUGAGGAUAUCGACAGUUACGGCUUCCUCUACUACUACGAUCGAUCCUUCGACAAGCAGCCUGUCAAGGCAGCCGAGCGGAAGCUGGUCCCCCUCGACCGUGCCGCCUACAAUGUCACGACCUCGUCAGACCCCGUUAUCCAGGAACUGGCGGAUAAGGAUGAGGCUACCAUCUUCGCCACCGACAACAUUCUCUCGAUGCUCAUGUGCUCCACCCGCUCCGUCUACCCAUGGGAUCUCGUGAUCGUCCGACAAGGCAACAAGAUCUUCCUCGACAAGCGCGAUAAUGCUGCGCUUGACAUGGUGACGGUGAACGAGAACGCCGCGGACGCGCCCAUGGAGGCGUCGGACGGCAACAAGGAUAGCAUCAACCAACCCGGCGCCCUCGCGGAAGAGGCCACUUACAUCAACCACAAUUUCGCAAACCAGGUCGUCCUAGAAUCCGAGGCCCAUAAGGUCGACAUGAAUCACGAGAACCCGUUCUACAACGCCUCAGAGGAGACGGAGCCGCCGGCUAGCAAGGCUUACAAGUACCGCCGAUUCGAUCUGUCAACGAGCGAAGAGGAUCCGAUGUAUCUCAUCGUGCGAACCGAACUAGACGCUGUGCAGAAGAACGCUAUCAACGGAGAGGACCAGUUCGUGACCGUUAAGGCGCUUAACGAGUUUGACAGCAAGGCACAAGGUAGCGGCGGUGCCUUGGACUGGAGAGCUAAGCUAGUCAGCCAGCGCGGUGCGGUCGUGGCGACGGAGAUGAAGAACAACAGCGUUAAGCUCGCCCGGUGGACGGUGCAGAGCAUCUUGUCCAAGGCCGACGUGAUGAAGCUUGGUUUUGUUUCUCGAGCUAGCCCCAAGUCAAACGAUAAGCACGUGAUCUUGGGCGUGAUCGGCUGGAAGCCUAAGGAUUUCGCCAACCAGAUGAACUUGUCGCUAUCUAACGGCUGGGGUAUCGUGCGCACGAUCGCGGAUAUGUGUCUGAAGCGCGAGGACGGUAAGUUCGUGCUGGUCAAGGACCCUAACAAGUCGAUUCUCCGCCUAUACGAGGUGCCCGCCGGCAGCUUCGACGAAGAGGGAGAGGACGAAGCGGCUGGCGGGACGGAGGCCGUAGAGGAGUAAAGCCUCAAAUCCGAUGCUUUGUUUGCCAGGGCCGGGAUACCUUAUCAAAAAGAGGUGGGGGACUGGGAAGAGGUGGGACGGGGGUUUUGGACCGGGAUGUAGGGAAUUCUUGCGGGCAGGACACCUAGAGGUAGAAGGCUACACCUACCUAUCUACUCAAAAUAUAGGUAUUCUUAACUACCCAUGGCAGAUCCACGGGGUAUGAUGCCUCGCAUAGAAGCAAGGAAUAAGUAGGGAUUAUCUGCGCUGAAUGUUAUAGUGAUGGGGAAACAGGGAAUCCAGGGAAUAGCAAGGAGGAAGCGAUAAGGCGAUAAGGAUGGAGUAUGGAGGGGUGGCAACCCCCUGCUCUCGCUAAUACACACUUACCUAGACCUACCAUAUACCGUAUCCCGAAUACACCACAUUCAUUACGGUGUGUAAUUACACGUCAAGAUAUACUUAGGUGGG
This is a messenger RNA of Durotheca rogersii, 2338 nucleotides long. RefSeq names its product eukaryotic translation initiation factor 3 subunit D. NCBI's taxonomy places the organism in Eukaryota, Fungi, Ascomycota, Sordariomycetes, Xylariales, Xylariaceae. Bases 170 to 1891 code for a protein of 573 amino acids. Gene Ontology annotation, molecular function: translation initiation factor activity. Gene Ontology annotation, cellular component: eukaryotic translation initiation factor 3 complex; cytoplasm. Gene Ontology annotation, biological process: translational initiation. The record is from RefSeq and is a predicted model, not a curated record. The transcript is spliced from 3 exons.